This is a messenger RNA of Helobdella robusta, 486 nucleotides long. RefSeq lists its product as hypothetical. NCBI's taxonomy places the organism in Eukaryota, Metazoa, Annelida, Clitellata, Rhynchobdellida, Glossiphoniidae. The annotation marks the transcript as partial. The record is from RefSeq and is a predicted model, not a curated record. The transcript has 2 exons.
GGGGUGCCUGGAGCUCAAGGAGUUCAAGGUUCUCCCGGUUUGGUUGGUCCUGUUGGUCCAGUUGGAUCCGCUGGACUCCAAGGAAGUCCUGGUCCAUCUGGUGCCUCUGGUCAGCCAGGUCCAAAUGGACAGCCCGGCACUAAUGGUUUACCUGGGUUAUCUGGAGCUAAAGGAGAUACUGGGUCUCCUGGGCUAUCUGGGCCAAAUGGAGAAAUAGGUGCACCAGGUCCUCAAGGGCCACAAGGUCAAAUUGGAGCGCCUGGUCCCUCGGGUCCAAAUGGGGACGUCGGCGUUCAAGGAGCUGUUGGUGCUUCCGGGGCAACCGGAUCACCCGGGCCAAGUGGUCCAAGAGGUCAGCCAGGAAGUCCAGGUCAGCAAGGUCCCAGAGGUCAAAGUGGACCCAUUGGAAGUCCAGGUGUAUCAGGACAACCAGGUCAACAAGGAUUUCAAGGACCUGUCGGAGCUACUGGUAAUAAUUUAAAAUAA